Naegleria gruberi is the source of this 945-nucleotide messenger RNA. RefSeq lists its product as uncharacterized. The record is from RefSeq and is a predicted model, not a curated record. Lineage: Eukaryota; Heterolobosea; Eutetramitea; Acrasida; Naegleriidae. The coding region runs from base 1 to 945 and encodes 314 amino acids. The transcript has a single exon.
AUGGCUCAAUUGACCGAAGAAGAUUCACAAGUAAUUGUUAAUUUAAUUAAUUUUGAUCACUCCCCCAAUUCAUUGUUUGAUCAAUUAAAAAUUCAACUACGAAAUUAUAAGAAAUUUGUACCAUUUUCCAUGAAUUUUGAAGAGGUUGCGAAAAUAACACCAAUUUCCAAUUUAAUGUGUCAUGUUAAAGUCUCACCAUCACAUCAUUGUCUAUGUGUGUCUGAUACAGAAGACAACAUAAAGAAAAUUAAGUUUUUUGAAUUGACAAGCUUGCGAUAUUUAACAAGUUUUAAACAUCUUACACCUGUUGACAGUUUGUUUAUCGAGGAAAACUUUGAUGGCCAACACAAUGAUGCAAUUUAUUUUGGAGAAUUUGGGGGCAUGACAAAGUACAGAGUUAAAGACUUGUUGAUUUUGGGAGAAAAUGCACAGUUUUUAUGGAAAAUUGAAAAGAAAUACAGGUUUGGAAUGGCAAUAAGAGAAAUUGGAAAUAAGAAACAAUUAUUCAGAUUUGCUGGCGUUUCCAGAACAAUGGAUAUAAUAGAUGCUGAGGAGGGUAAAAUUAUUGCUGAGAUGGAUUUUGAACAUAUUCACAAGGUGUUUGGAAUUGAAUUUAUUACUCCAAAGCGAUUGUUUAUAUCAUGUCUGGAUGGAGAUUGUUGUAUAUUUGAUGAAGAAACAGAAAACAAAUGGAAACUCUUUAAAAUUAUUCAAAGUGUGGAUGAUAUUCGCCUUAAAGACUCUGCUGGAUUAACAGUUGACUAUUUGGGUAAAAAGAUAUUCCUCUCCAAUACUGGAAGAAUUAUAAUCUUUGAUUUUGAUGGAGAUGUAGUUGGCUCAUACAAGGCAGAUAUUAAAGUUCCUUGUGGUCUUGAUUUUGACAAGAGAACUGGCCUUCUUUAUGUUGCUGAUCAAUUAUCCAAUUCCAUUAAAAUUUUCAAGUAA